Molecule: messenger RNA, 1743 nt
Organism: Nasonia vitripennis (jewel wasp)
Lineage: Eukaryota; Metazoa; Arthropoda; Insecta; Hymenoptera; Pteromalidae
Exons: 6
Coding region: 333-1607 (424 amino acids)
Source: RefSeq, a predicted model, not a curated record
UCGGACGGAUACCGUGCGAUGGGCGCACUGAAGAAUCAGCAGCAACAUUGUUUCAUUCUUUUAUUAAUUAGUUUAUUAAUUAAUUUUGCCGCCCAACGUCGAUGGUAUACAGUGUGUGUUCGUAGCUCGGCGGAUCAUGGUCCAUGGAUGACGGAACGAAAUUUCGCAGGUAUAAUACACCAAUACGCGUGUAAUACGAUUGUAACCUCUUAUGCAUUUGUCUCCGAUGUCCCGCUGAAUAUAUUAGGAAAAAGCUCUGAUCCGUCAUUCAAAAAGUGAAAGUCGUAAAAAAAAUAAAACUGCUUUUGCAAAAUUUACAUACACAUGUAAUUAUGGCGGCAGAAACAUUGUAUGCAUAUGUCUAUGUGAAGGCAAAAACAAAAUACUACACUUUAGAAGAGUCUGAUAUUGUGAAUUUUAGUUAUGAAAAUUUGGGAAACCAGAGUGUUGAAUUUUCAUCAAAACCAUUCAAGUGCUAUCUAAAUGACUCAGAAAAACAGGAAGUGUGCCAAAUUUUAAUUGUAGCACAAAAUGCCAAAGAUUUGAAAAACUACUUGUCAAAACAAAGAGUGAAAGUACCAAAUCUAAAUAAAUCUGAUUUAGAAAAAACACCAAACUUGACACCCGCUGCUGAAAAGCAUAAAGCUCAAAAAAAUAAAAAGGUAGUAGCAAAGAAAAGAAAAAUUGCAUCUGAAAAGACAAAUUCAGAGAUUAUCAGAGCUUAUUCAAAUGCGAGCGUUAGAACGACAGGUUUACCCACGACAAGCACACCAAAAUCAUUUUUAAGCAUAAGCCCACCUAAAUCACCUCCAAACGAGAAUCAAUCAGAUGGUACAUUUACGGAUUCAGAUAUUGAUCCAUUAGCUGGAGAUGACGAACAAGCAGGAAAUCGCUCAGAUUCACCUCCUUUUCAAAAUAUAGAUGAUGAUGAUGGAAUGUCAGAUAAUGGGGAAGAAGAAGAAACUACAAAUAGAAAUGAAGAGAAUGGAGCAUCAGGUGAAAGUGAUAAUUCCUUGUUAGAGCGUACCAAGAAAGAAUUUGAGAAAAAAUUGGCAGAGGAAAAAAAGAAAAACACAAUUUUAGUACGAUCAAAUCGACUUUUUCAAGAAAAAUUACUGCAGCUAAAUAAGAAGGCAUGCAAAACUGCGCAAACAGGUGCUAAAGCUGACAAGGAGUCUGAAAAGCAGCCCACAAAAAAAAGAGAAGGAUUCCCUACGCCAAUAAAUACAGGCAGUGGCAUAAUGGCUCGUGCCGAAGCAGUAGAUAACGCAUAUUCUAAAGAUGAGCCAAGCAAGUUUUAUAUUAAUUUAUGCUAUGCUACUUGGGGAUACAAAGAUCUGUCUGAAAGAUGCAUAAAAAAAUCUAAAAAAACAUUGGAUAAAAAAGUUCUUACACCCAAAAAGAAGAGGACGGUGAAUCAACAUUUUACUCACUACUUAGAGCACUAUAAUUACUCUGACUAUUUAAGUAAAGUCUAUACGUCAAAAGCAAAUAUAUAUGCUCAUAGAGCUAUCGUUAAUGCCAAAGCUCACAUGAAGCUGAUAGAGCAGUAUCCAGAAUUAGGAGAAAACAACGAGGAUGCUAAUACAGAAAUGAUAGAAUUAUAAUAGUAUUUUGAUAUUGUUGAUUAUUAAUAAAUAUAAUAUUUUUAUAUUAAUGCGCGAAGAGUAACAAAAUAUUUUUAUAUUUUUCAGACUUGUAAAAAAUGUAAAAAAUCAAUAAAAAUAAUAUAUAAUGACAAAA